AUGGCAUUGUAUCUGGACUGGCCUGCCGGCACCGUGUCCUUCUACCUUCUCCCCUCCGUCGGCCCUUCGGCCAAACGCACCCACCUCCACACCUUCCACUGCACGUUCAGCGGAGCGCUCUACCCCGCGUGUUGGUCCUACCUGGGCCGUCAGAGUCAGGGACAGCAGGUCUCCCUGAGGAGGGACGGUUGCUUGUUCACGGACACGGUGCAGCACGAGGUCCUCCACGCCCUGGGCUUCCACCACGAGCAAGUCCGCUCCGACAGGGACGACCACGUGUCCAUCCUGCAGGAAAACAUCCGUCCAGGAACGGAACAGAACUUUGCGAAGCAGCCGACCAACAACUUGGGAACUCCGUACGACUUUGAGUCCGUCAUGCACUACAGCAAAUACGCCUUCUCUCGCAACGGGGAGCCGACCAUCGUCUCCAAGGCCGACCCCGACAUGGAGUUCGGGAGCGCCACCACGAUGAGCCAAAACGACAUCGCCCGCGUCAACGCCCUCUACCAAUGCGAUGUUUAGGGGCUGAAGGGUCGUGAUUCCUGAAGGAAACGACACGAGUCAGCGCUUCAUCACUUCCUGUUCGCUGGUCUCAUAGAAUGUUUUUUUUUAAUAUCUAUAUAUUCUGUGAUUAACACAAGCUGAAGACGUCAUAAGGUUAACUUUUCUGUCCGAAUGAGACACGUUCCUCCGCAGCCGGACGUGAAGUCAUGUGACCCUGGUGGAUUCCUUCAUAGCCUCUUGGCGUUGACGUUUGCUUCUUUCUUUCGAACUUAUUUUUCCUGCAAUUAUCUCAAAUAAAAAAUAAAAAAACAUGAAUUGAC
This is a messenger RNA of Gasterosteus aculeatus aculeatus (three-spined stickleback), 824 nucleotides long. The record is from RefSeq and is a predicted model, not a curated record. Lineage: Eukaryota; Metazoa; Chordata; Actinopteri; Perciformes; Gasterosteidae.